Messenger RNA from Sphaerodactylus townsendi, 1052 nucleotides. RefSeq names its product ribosomal biogenesis protein LAS1L-like. The record is from RefSeq and is a predicted model, not a curated record. Lineage: Eukaryota; Metazoa; Chordata; Lepidosauria; Squamata; Sphaerodactylidae. Bases 9 to 1052 code for a protein of 347 amino acids. Gene Ontology annotation, molecular function: endonuclease activity. The transcript has 7 exons. Gene Ontology annotation, biological process: maturation of LSU-rRNA; maturation of 5.8S rRNA. Gene Ontology annotation, cellular component: Las1 complex; preribosome, large subunit precursor.
GCAGGGAGAUGGUGGCCGCAGCAAUGCUCGGCAACGGCUUUCUCAUCCCAGCUGCAGAAGACCUGCGGACCUUAAGCCUCGGCCUUCAAGAAACCAAAGAGUGGGAUUUUAGCAUCCCCCAAACAUUCCUUCGCUUUUGGCAGCCGUUGCUGGCGGGUCUCCACUCCAGAGAGUUCACCCAGACCCUACUUGAGAAAAUGUUCAGGGAGCUAAACCGACACGCCCGGGAGUCAGGGCUCCAUACCCGGUACCUCAUCAACUGGAUCACGGAAAUUCUGAAGACCAACAUGCAAGCCAGAAUGCUUGGAAGCUCCUUGUUGGUGAGUCCCCAUCUCCUACAUCUGAUCCUGCAGAGCAUGGAGCCCCCUUUGCCGUUGGACACGCAGAAGAAGCUUCUCUGCCUCACCUCCAUCUACACCCAAGAAGCCGACUCCCUUCCCAACCCAGGCUCGGCUGCAGACCUCUGCAGGCAGCCCAUUUACACCGUGGAGAGCUUGCAGCGGAAAGCCAAACAGAGCGGGGUGACUCUUGGGCUCAGCAAGAGGGCGGGACGGCUGGAGCGGUCUGCCAAAGAGGAGGACCUGGCGGAGGAGGAGGAAGAAGAAGAAGAAGAGAUGGAAACUCAGUCCCUGCCUCUGCUGGAAUCGUUCCAUGCUGAGAACACCAGGGCUUUAGCAGAGAAGAGGGCUGCGCUCCUGGGGUCAGCUUGGCAAGUCAGUUCAGAGGCAACCAAGUGGCAGCAGUUUCCUCUGGGAAAACUGCCUAGUCAGACAGACGAUCCCGACGCCCUAAGGGUGGAAGAGUGCUCCAUGAUGUCGGCUCUGGACCAGCCGGUGAAUGGAGACCACAGAUUCCCAACUGGUGCCACGCCGUGGGGACACACCCCCAUGGCCAUAGCGAUGCCUCCGGGGUCGGAGGCCAGGAGGCCUGUCCCCCGGGCUCUGCAGAGCGCCAGCAGCCGAGAGGAGGUAAGAGGGGACCUACAGCAGUGCGGGGAAAACUCCGGCGUCCACCCAGUGCCGUUCGCUCAGCAGCCGGCGUUUUUCAAAUGA